Messenger RNA from Amyelois transitella, 3016 nucleotides. Its product is annotated as zinc finger protein CKR1. The coding region runs from base 295 to 1677 and encodes 460 amino acids. NCBI's taxonomy places the organism in Eukaryota, Metazoa, Arthropoda, Insecta, Lepidoptera, Pyralidae. The record is from RefSeq and is a predicted model, not a curated record. Gene Ontology annotation, molecular function: RNA polymerase II cis-regulatory region sequence-specific DNA binding; zinc ion binding; DNA-binding transcription factor activity. The transcript has 8 exons. Gene Ontology annotation, cellular component: nucleus. Gene Ontology annotation, biological process: regulation of transcription by RNA polymerase II.
AGCGCACCGAAGUUAACCGACGAGCCGUAGUCCGGAGAAAAUAGAGAAUGAGAAGCUGAACCUAAAUAAUAAUUAAUUUGUUUGUGUUUAUGUCAUGAUAACCUGUAAUUAAAUAGAUACAAUUAUGUAUAAGUUAUAAUAUCUGAUCUUUUUGACAUAGAAUACAAUUUUUUUGGUUUCUGGUUGAGUUGCCAAGAAUCAUAAUAAUCCAUGGGAUUAACGCUUUCUUCGUGAAACAUUCUUUAUUGUUUUAUUUUUUCAAUAUUUUCUUACUAUUUUGUGAUACAGCUAAUCAUGCGGACUUAUUCACGCAAAAAAGUUGAUUAUCAAGUUAUAGAAGGAGUAGAAGAUUUGUGCCGACUUUGCCUGGAGAAAUGUGAUGGAGUUAUUCCAAUUUUCACUGAUAGCUCUGACGUGCGCGCCCCCCUGCCUAUGAGAAUUAUGAUAUGUGUUGGACUUGAGAUGGUUCGUGAAGACUGUCUUCCAAAUAUGAUUUGCCAAACUUGUUAUGCAGAGCUCAACAGAUGUUACACAUUCCGGAAAAAGUGUGAAGCCACAUAUCAAAAGCUGAAAGCUCACGUGUUGGCCGUAAAAGCUCUGGAAUUUAAGAAGCAAGAGGAAAAAAAGAAUUUUGAACAACAAAAACAGGAAUUCUUAGGGAAUGAAAAAGAGAUGCGCUUGCAAAAUGGUUCGGUUGAAGGGAAGUUAGUGUUGUCAUUGACCGAGAACAACCAAUUAGAGUUGGUUGAUGAUGGGUUGAACGGAGUUUUACAUGCUCCUGAGAGACAAGAUGAUCUACACAAGCAAUUUUUAGAAUCUAGUAGAGAAAUGCUAUCCCAAAAUUCGGACCGCAAUGAUCAGACGCAAGACAUUUUAACAGGGCAAAACCAAGAGACAAAUCAUUCUGACAUGUCCCUCAUGUUAUCCGGCAUCCUGAUCCGUCUGGGUAUUCUUAACCAAAAAGGGGAGCUCCUGGAGGUAGUGGAACAGGGCUUCCCGGAUCUAGAGCUGGAGGCCGAGAACGGAGAGAAGGUGACCCUGGAGCUGAUUGAAGAAGAUGACAGUGAUCCAACCCACAAUCAAUUAGAAACGACUUCCACUCAAGUGGUGGAAGUGACGAAGACUCGACACCCAAAGGACUUUGAGCUUGAGCUGAAGAUGGCUAGCCAAUCACAGUCCAAGAGAUCACCAACCAAAAAUAAAUGUGACAAGUCGGAAGUAGCGAAAGAGCGCGGCGCGUGGUGCGCGACGUGCGACAAGUGGCUGUCGUCGCGCUCGGCGCUGGCGCGGCACGCGCGCGCGCACUCGGCGGCGCGGCCGCACGCCUGCGAGCAGUGCGGCCGCGCCUUCGCGCAGCGCUGCGUGCUCGCGCGCCACCGGCUCGUGCACUCCGCCGUGCGGCCGUUCCCGUGCGGCGCGUGCGCGCGCAGCUUCACGCAGCGCGCCGCGCUGGCCGCGCACGCGCGCUCGCACGCGCCCGCCGCCGCGCGCACGCUGCGCCUGCACCGCUGCGGCUCCUGUCCCAAGGUCUUCCUCUACGCCUCGGGUCUGAGCCGCCACUUGGCGGUGCACGAAGGGCGAGUGUACACUUGCGACUUGUGCUCCAGAGACUUCACCGACAAGAGCGCCCUCACGCGGCAUCUUAAGUCGGCCGACCAUCGCGGGAAGGACAAGUGAUAGUGAAUACUUACAUAGUGUGCGAUAUGUAGGAUACUGUUAUAGAAAAUUGUGACAAAUGUAAAUAAAUAUAUAUAUAUAUUAUAAUAUGCCGUGUGGUUCCCGGCAUCAAUACAAAAAAGAAUAGGACCACUCCAUCUCGUUCCCAUGGAUGUCGUAAAAGGCGACUAAGGCUUAUAAACUUGGGAUUCUUUUAGGCGAUGGGCUAGCAACCCGUCACUAUUUGAAUCUCAAUUCUAUCAUUAAGCCAAACAGCUGAACGUGGCCUAUCAGUCUUUUCAAGACUGUUGGCUCUGUCUACCCCGUAAGGGAUAAAGACGUGAUCAUAUGUAUGUAUGUAUGUAUAUAUAUAUACGGGACAAAUUACACAGAUUGAGUUAGCCUCGAAGUAAGCUCGAGACUUGUGUUACGAGAUACUAACUCGGCGAUUCUAUAUUUUUUUUAUUAAUACUUAUAUAGAUAAACAUCUAAGGCCCAGGCCAAUCAGAAAAAGUUCUUUACUCAUCAUGCCCUGGCCGGGAUUCGAACCCGGGACCUCCGGUGUCACAGACAAGCGUACGACUGCUGCGCCACAGAGGCCGGAAAUUCAUAUAGAGAAGUGUGUGAAAUACACAUGUGGUUCCCGACACUGUCGACCACUCAGUUUCUUUCACAUGGAUAUCGGAAAAGGAGAUUAAAGGAAACUAAACUUGGGAUUCUUCUCCUUUGUUAACACACUCCAUGAUGUAGUCUUACUUACUCUUUGUGAUAUCCACCAUGGUGACAGUAGGUACAUAUUGUUAAAUAUAUACUAAUAUUACAAAGCUGAAGAGUUUGUUUGUUUGUUUGAACGCGCUUAUCUCAGGAAAAUGGUUAAAAGGUUCGAAUUGAAAAAUUCUUUUUGUGUUGAAUAGACCAUUUUUCGAGGAGAGCUUUAGGCUAUAAUAACAUCACGCUGCAACUAUUAGGAGCGAAGAAAUAAUGGAAAAUGUAAAAAAAACGGGGAAAAUUAUUCAUCCUUGAUCAUUGAAGCCCAAUGAUGCCCAAAAUAACUAUUCCGCGGGCACAGCUAGUGAUUCAUAAUGUGAAUACAUUAAAAUGUUUUAAUAUGUUUAUUAGAAGUAGACCAGUAGAUUUCUUUUUCAUUGAUCAAUUCAUAAUUAUUCUAUGGAACAAUUUAUUAUUUAGAUACAUCUAUGAAAAUGUUUUGUUCUUAUUAAAUAAUUUAAGGUCUGCACAAAUAAAUGGCUGAUAUUUGUAUGAAAUUCUUUCUCCUGUAGCUUAAGAUCCACCAAAAAUGGCAUGGGGGAAAUAAAAUGAAAAAUAAUAUAGGAAAAUAUAUAACAGGUUAUGAAUAAAA